Molecule: messenger RNA, 3551 nt
Organism: Hordeum vulgare subsp. vulgare (domesticated barley)
Lineage: Eukaryota; Viridiplantae; Streptophyta; Magnoliopsida; Poales; Poaceae
Product: villin-3-like
Exons: 24
Coding region: 324-3236 (970 amino acids)
Biological process (GO): actin filament severing; cytoskeleton organization
Molecular function (GO): actin filament binding
Source: RefSeq, a predicted model, not a curated record
AAUUCCGCCACCCGCAGCCAGCCUCCACCCUGCACCUCGCGUCCCGGCUCGUCCUCUUCGUCGUUCUCGUCCGGCCGCUCCCGGCCCCAUCCCUCCUCCUCCACCUCCGUCGGCUCGCCUCCCGUACGUCUACCCGAGCAGCCGGCGCACGGCACGGACGGAUCAGCCGCCAAGGCAAACCCGCGUCCAGCCGGCAGACGGCGCGCGCCAGCAACCGGCAGACGGCCGGCCGCGACCGCUAUUCGACCCUGACCCCAAGCGCACGCCUUCUCUUCUCUUUCGAAGGAAAGGCCAUUCGAGUCUAGUCAAAAUCUAGGGGUACUAUGGUGAUCUCAAUGAGGGAGGUGGAUCCUGUCUUCAAAGGAGCAGGACAAAAGGAUGGACUGGAGAUAUGGCGAAUCGAAAAGUUGCAGGCUGUUCCUGUUCCCAGGGAAUCACAUGGUAAAUUCUCAACAGGAGAUUCUUACGUAAUAUUAAAGACGUCCGCCCUCAAAAAUGGUUCUUUUCGUCAAGAGAUUCAUUAUUGGCUUGGGAAAGAUACCAGUCAGGAUGAAGCUGGUAUAGCUGCGAUCAAGGCUGUGGAACUGGAUGCUGCUCUUGGUGGACUUGCUGUACAAUACCGUGAACUGCAAGGAAACGAGACUGAAAAAUUUCUUUCAUACUUUAAACCUUGCAUCAUACCAGAGGAAGGUCAAGCUGCAUCUGGUUUUAGUCAGGCUGUAGUCAAUGAGCAGGAGCAUGUCGUACGAUUAUUUGUCAGCAAAGGAAAACACACGGUCCAUGUCAAAGAGGUUCCUUUUGCACGGUCAUCACUGAACCAUGACAACAUACUUAUUCUGGAUACUAAGUCAAAGAUAUUCCAAUUUAAUGGAUCAAAUUCGAGUAUUCAAGAGAGGGCUAAAGCCCUUGAGGUCGUGCAAUACCUCAAAGACGCCAACCAUGAAGGAAAGUGUGAUGUGGCUGUGGUUGAUGAUGGAAAGUUGAUGGCAGACGCUGAUGCUGGUGAGUUUUGGGGUCUCUUUGGUGGAUUUGCUCCUCUGCCAAAAACGACAUGUUCUGAGCUCAAUGAAGAAGAUACUUCUUUCCCUUCAUUACUUCUCUGUGUAAAUGAGGGCCAAACAUUUCCCAUGGAUUGUGAAAAUCUAACAAGAGCGCUGCUAGAUUCAACAAAGUGCUACCUUCUGGACUGUGGAUCUGAACUUUAUGUCUGGAUGGGUAGAGAAACAGUACUUGAAGCUAGGAAACGAGCAGGAUUAGCCGCUGAGGAAUUACUGCGUGAAGGAAAUCGACCAAGAUCUCACAUUAUUCGUCUCAUGGAAGGAUUCGAGACGGUUGUAUUCCGGUCAAAGUUCAAUAAAUGGCCCAAGAAAGUUGAGACGGUUGUGUCAGAUGAAAGCAGAGGAAAAAUUGCAGCCCUUCUGAAGCGCCAAGGAUUUAAUGUAAGGGGUGUGCCAAAAGCUGCUCCUUUGAAGGAAGAGUCUCAAGCACACAUUGACUGCACAGGACACUUACAGGUUUGGCGUGUAGAUGACCGUGAAAAGACUUCCCUUUCAUUCUAUGAACAAUGCAAGUUCUACAGUGGUGAUUGCUAUAUCUUCCAAUAUAGCUACCGUAGUGAUGAUGGGGAGAAUUAUCUUAUCGGUACUUGGUUUGGCCAGAAGAGUAUUGAGGAGGACAGGAGUGCAGCCUCUUGCCAUGCUCAUACGAUGGUCGAUUCACUAAAAUUCCAGGCAGUUCUGGUCCGCCUUUAUGAAGGAAAGGAGACCAUGGAGUUCUUUACUAUAUUUCAGAACUUGGUUAUAUUUAAGGGUGGUGCUAGCACUGGAUACAAAAAAUAUGUAUCAGAAAAUGGCACUGAGGAUGAUACAUAUUCGGACAACGGGGUUGCACUUUUCCGGGUUCAAGGUUCAGGACCGGAAAACAUGCAAGCGAUUCAAGUUGACACGGCAGCAGCAUCGCUGAACUCUUCCUAUUGUUACAUACUACACGAUAGAGACACGCUCUUUACUUGGGUUGGGAACCUAAGCUCCUCAAUGGACCACGGGCUUGCUGAGAGGCAGCUAGAUGUGCUCAAGCCAAAUCUCCAGUCAAGAUUGCUCAAGGAAGGAUCAGAAUCUCAUCAAUUCUGGAAGUUACUUGGAAGCAAGUGUGAGUACCCAAGAGAGAAGAUUGUGAGAGAUCAAGAAAGUGACUCUCAUUUGUUCUCUUGUACCUUUUCAAAAGGCGUGCUUAAGGCUAGAGAGAUAUUCAAUUUUACGCAAGAUGAUAUGAUGACAGAGGACAUAUAUAUUUUGGACUGUCAUUCAUGUGUCUUUAUAUGGGUUGGACAACAUGUGGACACGAAUAUCCGAGCACACGCUUUGAGCAUUGGAGAGAAUUUUCUUGAACUUGAUAUUCUAAUGGAAAACUUGUCAAAAGAAACACCACUUUAUGUUAUUACUGAAGGAAGCGAGCCCCAAUUUUUCACAAGGUUCUUCUUCACUUGGGACUCUGCAAAAUCAGCUAUGCAUGGUAACUCAUUUGAAAGGAGGCUGUCUAUAGUGAAGAAUGGAGUAAAACAAAUAAGAGAUAAACCUAAAAGAAGACCGACAACAUCAUCACACACUGGAAGAUGCAUUGUACCUGAUAAAUCUCAGAGGAAAACUACGUCUUCCAGUCCUGACCGUGCAAGAGUUAGAGGAAGAUCACCAUCAUUCACUGCAUUGGCUGCCAACUUUGAGAACCCAAAUGCCCGAAAUCUGUCAACUCCACCUGUCGCUACAAAGCCGUCUCCAAGGACGACUCCAAGGACAUCCCCUGAACCUGUGAAGCCACCCCAAAGGGCUGAUUCAAUCGCUGCAAUCUCUGCUUUGUUUGAGCAGCCGAGACCAAAUCUGAUACCGAAGUCAAGGAAAGCUCGUCCUGCUGUAAAGAAGCACCAACCUGAAGCAAGCAAACCAGAGGCAAAUGCCAAGGAGAACACCCCUGCUGCGGAGGAUGGGAAGACUGUAGCUCCAGCGAAACUGGAAGAUGCGAAGGAGGGUCAGCCGGAAGACGUGGAAGGGCUUCCCGAGUACCCGUAUGAUCGCCUGAGGACAUCUUCCACCGAUCCUGUCACAGAUAUUGAUCAAGGCAGGCGUGAGGUGUACCUGUCUUCGGCGGAGUUCAGGGAGAAAUUCGGGAUGACAAUGGAGGCUUUUGCCAAGCUUCCAAAGUGGAAGCAGACUAGGCUCAAGAUCACACUCCAGCUGUUCUAAAAUCUUCCGUUGUCAGACAAGCUGUCAGGUCUUCUUAGUGAAUGGACGAUAGCGAGAUAUUUUAAAGGUGUUCUGCUGAUGCAUGAGGACAGGAAGAAAUAGUUACAGGUUUCUUUCAUUAUUUCGAGCUGGAGGGUGUCCUCCUGAAAACAAUAGCGUUACAUAUAUACAUAUAUGAGAUGUGUAAGUUAUAAUUAGGCAACGGAACGAACCGGGCUGAAAAGCCCUUCUGUUGGAAAACUUUGGCGAGGGGAAUCGAUGUAACAGGAGUUUGUAAAACGCUGGCUGUUGUCUUGUAUACUUCAAACUUUGGUA